AAUUCAGAUGGACUAAAACCUCUUUAUUUCUGAUACUGGUGCUUCAGUUUACAGCGGCAGCAACAGGAGCAUAUUUCAGGUCCUCCAUUGUCAGAGCUGGAGAUGAAGUCACUUUGUCGUGUCAAAUAGACAGUCAGGUUUGUGACAGUACUACCUGGAUCUUCACUGAUUCAAGCCACACAGAAGUAGAUCUGGUUCAUGAUGGGAGGAUUGUUGAAGAAGCCAAAUUUAAACCAGACAGACUGAGUGUUACAAAGAAAUGUUCUCUGGUUAUAAAAAAGGUCACAGAGGAGGAUGUUGGUCGUUACACCUGCAGACAGUUCAGAUCAGGACAAGUUCUUGGAGACACUGGGGUUAUUCUGUCUGUUGUUACCAUGACUGAACAUCACGACAGUGAUGAGGUGACGUUCCACUGCUCUGUGUCGACAUAUGGACAAUGUCAACACACAGUGAAGUGGCGGUUUAAGAGUCAAGAUGUGGAUGAAUUAAGUAACGAACAGAUGAGGACAUCACAGUAUCCCUGCUACGCCUCCAUGACCGUUCCUACUUCUCAUUUUAGUUACACAUCAAGGUAUCAGUUCUUUAGGUGUGAAGUGACUGAAGGAGACAAAGUGCAGGAGUUUCCCUUCAGCCCUCAGUCCUCAGGUGAGAAACCAGGUGAGGACACAAAAACAACAACAACAACAACCACAGAAUCAUUAACAACUGAAAGCAGCAUUAAAUCAGGAACCAAUGAUGUUCCACCAAAACCACAAGAUAUGUUGGUGUACAUCAUCGUGGCUCUGGUUUUAGUAGCACUCUUAAUAAUCAUUGUGGCUGUCAUCAGUUGGAAGAAAACGAAAGGAAAUACAACACAGAAGAACGACAAAGUUGGGCUGACCUCAAACUCUGAAGCAACUCAGUCUGCUCCAGAAACCAGUCAGGACACGGCUGAUCCUGGAGGUGGUGUUUCCUACGCCUCCAUCAGCCACACCAAGAAGACCGGCAGAGCCCAGGUUCGGCAUAAAAAUGAUGACGAUGCAGUGACCUACACAACCGUGAAAGCUUCCUCCGCUGAUCCCAGUGACCUCUACGCUACCAUCAACUAAUCUGUCUAAUCUGUCAUCAGAUAUUUGCUAAUAUCUGUUAACGUUUAUGAUCAUUUUCAGGAUGGAUUAUUGUAAACAGCUUCCUAUUCAGAAGGGCGUGUAGUAGGUUAACUAGUGUUGCAAUGUAGAAAGGGGAAGUAGUAGUUCAACAUGUAUAUAUGUGG
Sander lucioperca (pikeperch) is the source of this 1252-nucleotide messenger RNA. RefSeq lists its product as uncharacterized. The transcript is spliced from 9 exons. Bases 375 to 1088 code for a protein of 237 amino acids. Lineage: Eukaryota; Metazoa; Chordata; Actinopteri; Perciformes; Percidae. The record is from RefSeq and is a predicted model, not a curated record.